UGGACAUUGGGUUGCCACUUGCUUGGGGAGCCCUAAACCAUCACCCGGUUUCUCGUUUUGUUGGCAGCGCAGCUCGGGAGGCGACGGCAGACUGCGCGUGACCCCCUCUCCUUGAUUUGCAAGUAAAACAAUGGCAUUGGGCAUGAUGAAGCCAAUGAAACCUGGCUUGGAAGAGCCACAAGAGCAAGUUCAUAGAAUCAGGAUUACUCUUUCUUCAAAAAGUGUAAAAAACCUUGAGAAAGUUUGUGCUGAUCUGGUCCGUGGUGCUAAGGACAAGCAGUUGAAGGUGAAAGGACCAGUAAGAAUGCCCACAAAGGUGUUGCAUAUAACUACUAGGAAGUCUCCAUGUGGUGAAGGUACAAACACUUGGGAUCGUUUUGAGCUGAGAGUUCACAAAAGGGUGAUUGACCUUGUAAGCUCAUCUGAGGUUGUAAAGCAGAUCACAUCAAUUACAAUUGAACCUGGUGUGGAGGUUGAAGUAACAAUAGCAGAUGUUUGAGCUAGUGGGAUCUCAUUUUUUUCUGUUCUUAGACUUUAAAUUUAGCGAGGAUUAUAUUAAAGAAUUUUGGAGGGAGCAAUUUGGGUUUCAAUCUUUUUUGUUCUUUUGGUAGUGCUCUGACCUGCCCGUUGGAACAGUGUGAGGUAGGAAAUUAGAAAUAGUGGAUGUUGUCCAGUUUUUUCCGUUUCCGAAGUUACUCUUUUCGUUAUGAUUUUUGAUCAGUUGAAUCAAUUUUUAAAUCUACGGUUACUCCA
Nymphaea colorata (pocket water lily) is the source of this 753-nucleotide messenger RNA. Its product is annotated as 40S ribosomal protein S20-2-like. The record is from RefSeq and is a predicted model, not a curated record. NCBI's taxonomy places the organism in Eukaryota, Viridiplantae, Streptophyta, Magnoliopsida, Nymphaeales, Nymphaeaceae. Gene Ontology annotation, molecular function: structural constituent of ribosome. Gene Ontology annotation, biological process: translation. Bases 131 to 499 code for a protein of 122 amino acids. The transcript has 4 exons. Gene Ontology annotation, cellular component: ribosome; cytosolic small ribosomal subunit.